This is a messenger RNA of Labeo rohita (rohu), 2272 nucleotides long. It is a transcript of the gene ccni, whose product is annotated as cyclin I. Lineage: Eukaryota; Metazoa; Chordata; Actinopteri; Cypriniformes; Cyprinidae. Gene Ontology annotation, molecular function: cyclin-dependent protein serine/threonine kinase regulator activity. Gene Ontology annotation, cellular component: cyclin-dependent protein kinase holoenzyme complex; cytoplasm; nucleus. The transcript is spliced from 7 exons. Gene Ontology annotation, biological process: mitotic cell cycle phase transition; regulation of cyclin-dependent protein serine/threonine kinase activity. The record is from RefSeq and is a predicted model, not a curated record. Bases 299 to 1387 code for a protein of 362 amino acids.
GUCGGCGGAAGGUGGUUCUUCCCUUCUCAGUCUCCUCCUCGGAAGUAGACGUCCGUGUCUAUAUUCCGUUCAUUUUAUUUUUAAUAUCAGUUUGAAAGGAUCCCUUUUAGUUCUUUAAAACCCCCAUCAAAAUUCAUGGCAAACAUGGAGGCGAAGCUGGACGCUUAAAAAGAUGACGGAAUCCGAUCUGCUCCUUUAUUUUACCUCAGUUUAAUGGACCGGAUGAUCUGCGUUUCCCACAACCUUGCAGGGGAGGUAGCUGUAUCCAGUGGGGAGGUAGGCUUUUCCAGGGUUCGUGAUGAAGUUCACCCUGCCCCUGGAAAGCCGGAAACUGUCAUCUCUACUAGAGAAGGCAGUUUCUAGGGAAGCCAAACUAUGGAAGGUUUACGUGCCAAAGAAACCUACCAACCAGGAUACAGAUAUUUCCCCUGAAAAGCGUGAUGAGGCCGUUCGGUGGUUGAGGGAUGUUCAUUCCCAGCUCAAGCUCUAUCCAGAGACCCUCUGCCUGGCCAUCGGCAUCCUGGAUCGCUUCCUCUCUGCCAUAAAGGCUCGCCCGAAGUACCUGCGCUGCAUCGCCAUCUCUUGUUUCUUCCUGGCUGUUAAGACCAGUGAGGAAGAUGAGUGUAUCCCAUCUCUGAGAGAGCUGGCAUCCAGCAGCAAGUGUGGCUGUUCUCCGUCGGAGAUCUUGCGGAUGGAGAGGAUUGUUCUGGAUAAGCUGAACUGGGACCUGCACUCCGCCACAGCACUGGACUUCCUUUACAUUUUCCAUGCGAUGGUCCUGAGCUGUAAGUCCGGUCGUCUGAACAUGGCAUUGUCGGGUCUGAACCCGUCGCAGCACGUGGCUCUGCUCACCCAGCAGCUCUUCCACUGUCUGGCCCACAAUGCUCUGCUGCAGGUGCGCGGUUCACUGCUGGCCCUCGGCCUCAUCACGCUGGAGCUGGAGAAACUCUGUCCUGAUUGGCUCGCUCUCACUGUCGAUCUGCUGCACAGACUACAGAUCGACAGUUCUCAGCUGAUCGGCUGUCGAGAGCUGGUUGCACGUUGCCUGUCCACGCACACGGCUUCCCUGCCUCCUAACACUGUGUACAUCUGCCAUCCCCUGCCGGAGCCUCGGGACGGGGGAGUCCUGCCCGUCUGGCACUUCUCCGCCGCCCCGACAGCGCCCUCUGACCCCAACACCACCCGCUCGUGCAAAUCCUCAGGCAAGCGGAAGGUGGAACACAUGGAGGUGGACGAGUAUUUCGACGGGAUCAAGCGCCUGUACAACGAGGAGAGUCCCCAGGAGGGGGCGCCCACGUGCCAGGCCGAAACAACGGGUUUACCGGUGAUGCAGCAGAAAGCCGGCUCCUCGCCCUGCCCGCCUCUUCAACCGGUCAGAGAAACCUAGAGGAAACGGCUAAACGAUCACACAACCGCAGCGCCGCGUUCAUCCAAUCACCUCAGAGCAAGAGAGAGGCCAAAAAUACUAACAAAAAAAACAUACUCUGUGCAUGAUGCCAUUUCAUAAACACAAAAGGCUUUUUAAAAAGCAGAAAAAAAUCUAUAUAUAAAGGAAAAAUGUUUGCAAAAAAAGUAGGAAUAUUUUUCCUCCAUCUGUGGAAACUGAUAUUGUUCCUGUUUGUCUUUUUUAUAUGUAUUUGCCAAUCUUUCACUGUUGUCUUUUCUCUUUUUAGUUGUUAAACACAGCCCUCAACUCUUCUGAGUGCUCUUAAAUAUAAUUACAUUAAGUUUUUUUAAAUAAAAUAAUUAGUUAAUAAUAAUAAUAAAUAUAUAUUUAGAAUAAUAAAUAUAUAUUUAUAUUAUUGUUAUUAUUUUUUUAUUAUUAUUAUUAUUUUUCUUAAGGUUGUGGUUAAAGAGUGGCAUUUCUGAAGAUGUAUAUUAGUUUUGUACAGAUGUACACUCAUCCACGGCUGGGUCUGAUUGCUUGUGAUGUGUGUGUGUGUUUGUGAGAAUUUGAAGAGUGAUAAUGUCCCUAUCACUUUCUUAUACUGAGCAUUAAUGAUGAGCUAGUGUUGUUCGUGGCAUUAGAUCACAGCUGGCGUGAUUUGGUUAGAUGAACCGUUUGUCGCUUGUUCUAAACUUAGUAAUGUAACUGUUAUAAUGAGUAGAAUAAGAUUCUGAACUAACAGAAGAAGCUUUAGACUGUCACCAUUCCUUUGCUGAUCAUAACCUUCCUGCCGAAAGCUCUCUCUCCUGCUCUGAGGUGCUGAUGACGGUCCGGCCCGCUGCUGAGAAACCUCCCAACGCUCAAAUAAAAGAAAAUCUCUACCGA